Molecule: messenger RNA, 4211 nt
Organism: Columba livia (rock pigeon)
Lineage: Eukaryota; Metazoa; Chordata; Aves; Columbiformes; Columbidae
Gene: VPS26B
Product: VPS26 retromer complex component B
Exons: 6
Coding region: 249-1259 (336 amino acids)
Biological process (GO): intracellular protein transport; retrograde transport, endosome to Golgi
Cellular component (GO): retromer complex; endosome
Source: RefSeq, a predicted model, not a curated record
CCGGCUCCGCAUGCGCGCUGCGGGACGGCCCCGGCGGCUCGCUCGGUGAGGCGGGGGCAGCGGCGCCGCGGGGUCCCUGCAGCGGAGGAGCCGCCGGGUCCCCCCCGCCGCCGCCUCCCCGGCGUCCGUGCCGCAUUGCGGGGCCGCUGUCACCGCGCUGCCGCUCCCCGCCCGGCGCCGCAGCCCCGUGGGCGCGGGGGCCGAGCUCUGUCCGUGGUCCCGGCGGGGCCGCAGCCCCUCUCGCUGCCAUGAGCUUCUUCGGGUUCGGGCAGAGCGCGGAGCUGGAGCUGGUGCUGAGCGAUGCCGAGAGCCGGCGGCGGGUGGAGCACAAGACGGAGGAAGGCAAGAAGGAGAAAUAUUUCCUCUUCUACGACGGGGAGACCGUCUCCGGGCGGGUGGUCCUCACCCUCAAGCACCCCAACAAGCGGCUGGAGCACCAGGGCAUCAAAGUGGAGUUCAUCGGGCAGAUCGAACUCUACUAUGACCGAGGAAACCACCACGAGUUCGUGUCCCUCGUGAAAGACCUGGCCCGUCCUGGCGAAUUCACUCAAUCACAGACAUUUGACUUUGAAUUCACACACGUGGAGAAACCUUAUGAGUCCUACACGGGGCAGAAUGUGAAACUACGGUAUUUUCUCCGAGCGACCGUCAGCCGCAGACUGAACGACGUGGUGAAGGAGAUGGACAUAGUUGUGCACACCCUGAGCACCUACCCAGAGCUCAACUCCUCCAUUAAGAUGGAGGUGGGGAUUGAGGAUUGCCUGCACAUUGAGUUCGAGUAUAACAAGUCCAAGUACCAUUUAAAAGACGUGAUUGUCGGGAAGAUCUACUUCCUGCUGGUGCGAAUCAAGAUCAAACACAUGGAGAUAGAUAUAAUUAAGAGAGAAACAACGGGGACCGGACCCAAUGUCUAUCAUGAGAACGACACAAUAGCUAAAUAUGAGAUCAUGGAUGGGGCGCCUGUGAGAGGGGAAUCCAUUCCCAUCAGACUCUUUCUGGCUGGCUACGAGCUGACUCCAACGAUGAGGGACAUCAAUAAGAAGUUCUCAGUGCGUUAUUACCUCAAUCUGGUGCUGAUUGAUGAGGAAGAGAGACGCUACUUCAAACAGCAGGAGGUGGUGCUUUGGCGGAAAGGAGACAUAGUGAGGAAGAGCAUGUCCCACCAAGCAGCCAUCGCAUCCCAGCGGUUUGAGGGGACGUCCUCGCACGCUGAGGCCAAGACCCCCGGCCAGCCCGCAGAGAACAACGGCCGGCAGUGAGAGGCCACGUGGAGGAAAGCUGCUGUGGAGCCGGUGGGGACAGCAGCACGGAGGACGAAAAAAACCACUUCAGAGACUUCACGAAAAUAAAUAUCCGUUUUUGACUUAAUUCCUUUCUUCGAAGGACUCGUAGGGUGGGAAGGGAUGGGAGGGCGAGGCGAGCGGGAGCGCUGGUGGUGCGGAGCUGAAGGUACAUCAGUGCUUCCCAAUCAACUACAUUCCUCUGGGGUCGGCUGCUUUGAGGUGCAGAGGCUGCGGAGCUGCCUGAUCUCCUCUUUGCCCCGAGAGUCUUCAGCUUGGCAGUGGGGAGGGAGAGAGCAAGUGAAGGCCAGAUCUGCUGCUUCUUCCCAGCGGUGUGGAGGUUGCUUUGGGUGGUGUAGGAUGGAUGAUUUUUCUUGCCUUUCUGAAAUGACACAGUGAGCAGUUGGAAGGUAGAGGAGGGAGAAGGAGACUGAGGUGCGGCCUGCUUGAAAAUGCUGAGUGUUAUCCCCUUGCUGCCUCCCCUUCCUCUUCAUGCUGGCGUUGGAUUCCUUGUCACAAACAGUUGUAUAACGUAGUUGAGUCAGCCCUGGGGCUGCCAGGGCAGCGGGCGGGCUGUCGUGUCCUUGCUGCGGAGCUCCUGACGGCCGCGUCGCGUCGAGCGGGAGCUGCGGCUGGUAGGAGGGAGUGAGGCGUGCGAAUGUUGUAGGAGGUGGCACAGGUUGGGCAGACCAGUGAAGGUCCCAGUGCUGCUGGGUGGGCAAGUAGCAGGGACAGAAAGGCUCCUGGCCAGGGGCAGUGCCUUCCUAGUCAUGUCCCGGCAGCUGCCCGAGUGCCCCUGAGAUUCAGUCUCUCUGGCUGCUGCACUCAUACAGGUCCCGGCUGCUGCAGAGCAGGGGCAGACCAGCUCUGAGGGGUCUAGAGGAUAGUUUUGGAAUGUGCAAAAUAAACAGGGGCUCUCUUGGGAGCGUGCACAUGCUACCCUGCUCAUGUCUGUGUCCUCGUGGCAGGGCAGGCUUUGUAGUAGGCACAGGCGGCAGCAUAGAAACACGUGUGUGUUGUUUUGCUUGCUCCCUUGUGCCUGUGGGAUGAGGAUUAGUAAUUCCAGAAGGUGGAUGCAGUUGUUUGAAGAAGCUCAUGUGUGUGUGCUGCUAUGUGAAGCCAAGCGGCAAUUGGAAGGCCAGAAGAGUUCUCUGAUUCCAGAGACAUGUUCCUGAGGCCUGAGCUGAAGUCACCAGUGAGGUCUGAGGGUAUGAACUGAGAACCUGAAUGCAGGUUUCUUUUCUUUUCUAAAAUAAGCUUCUUUUAGUCUCCAGCUAAGUAGAAUCACGAGAACAUUCCCAGAAGGGAGUCACUCCAUUCAAAAUUAGAUGUGGCUUUGUAGACUUGACUGAGUCUGGAGAACAUCCACACCGUUUAGAUGCCCUCCAAGGAAGCAGGUGGUCAGACCUCCUACCAGACAGAGAGACAAGCCUGCGCUAAAUCCUGGGACAUGAGCUGUAUGAAGUGGGAUUUAUCUGGAUUUCCCUGAGAGUUUGUGGCUCACUAGGGUUUUGUCCAGCUUGCUUUUGACCCUGGAAUCAAUGUCCUCUGCCUCUGUUCUACAGCUCAGUGUAGAACAAUUAUUUGCAGCUGGGAAAUGGAAGUGUCUUCUGCUUUGUUUAGUGGAACAGUGCUGGUGGGGGGAAUGGGGCCUGGGUGGGAAGGGAAGCUUUUAUGUAAUAAGACAGCUACUGUAUUUCAGUGAUAAAUGUGUGUUUCUGCUUGCCAAAGUAAGUUAUCUUUCACUCACCACAUGUAAGGAUGUGUUUUUUAGUAGAGCUGGACAGUCUCACUCUGUUGUAGAGGACACUAAUGAUCUCAUCUCUGCUGAAUGCUCAUGUCGCGUCAUGUUUCUGCUCUGUAUAGUGAAGACGUGGCUUGCUUUUCUUUACAUGAGAAGUCUGUGCCAUGGGCUGGAGCCGUGUCUUCCUAAGACUGAAGCAAAAGCUUACUUUAGACACCCACCUUGCUAUGCCAGGGUGGUACCCGGCUGCAGGCCUCUCAUGGCAAAGGAAUCUGGAUGUUACUUUUGACACUUACUCUACUCCCUGCUCCGUGUAGGGGGAACCACCUGUGCUGUGGCAAUACACAAUCAUCUGGAGACAAGCGCAGCUCCCACUGGGAGCCCCUGGGGAUACCAGACUAUCUUUCGGCACCCUGACCACCCUUUAGCUUUCCCCCAACUCCCAUCCCACCUUGAAUUUUUUUUUCCUUGCUUAUUCCUCUUGAUUGUAGGCCAUGUGGUGUUAAAGAAACCCCAUGGAUGGAGAUGUCGCUGCAUUCCAAGAGUGUUUGUUUACUGGCUGAACACCCUCAGUACUGGGUGUAAGAGAAUUGUCUGACAGGACAAUGGACUGUAAGGAGAUUUCUGUUAAACAUCUCUUCCUCACUUCUGGAGGGAUUACUUGGAAAAGGUGCAUGAGCCUAUACAUGGGGUUGGUUUGGGUUUUUUUCCUACUUUGUGCCCCCUUCCCUCACAUCCCUACUUGUGGAACCACAACUUAGAAACGAUCCCCAUUUUUACUUACUCUAAACGGAUCAUUCAACCUGUUACCCACCAGGCCCUCUGUUUUUCUGGGGUGGAGCAGAUGUGCUGAGCAUCUUUAGAGAGAAGUUGAAGCAUAAGGUCACUCCAGGAGGAAGUACUACAGAAAAGCAUUUCAAUAGUAUGAUGAGGGACGGAUGCUUUGCGCGGUCAUGUCCCCGAGCUGGGUGGUUCUGUUCAGUACUCGGGUCAUUCCCUCUCUCCCCGGCCAAGGCAGGCAGGGGCGAGCAUACAAGUACUAAACCAAGCAGUGAAACCUGUAAUUAAGCCUCUGCUGUGUUUACAUGUUUCUUAAUUCGUUGUCUUUUCAAUGGCUGUAUUUUAAAACUCGGGUUUUUUGUCUCUCCAAUUAAAAAGAGCCAGUCCUGGCUGUCAAAUGCUGUGCA